CGUAAAAAAGCUUUCAAAGUCUCGUAACGAUCACACGCGUCUAUCUCCGAAACUCGUCAGAGAGACAGGGCCUCUGAGAUUUGGCAGAUUUCGAUGUCGUUCGAGGAAGAAGAAGAGGAAGAGUCAUUCGAGCACACACUUCUGGUGGUGCGAGAGGUUUCCGUCUACAAGAUCCCACCGCGAACCACAUCCGGCGGAUACAAGUGCGGCGAGUGGCUUCAAUCCGAUAAGAUCUGGUCCGGUAGGCUCCGCGUCGUAUCGUGCAAGGAUCGAUGCGAGAUCCGUCUCGAGGAUUCGAAUUCCGGCGAUCUGUUCGCUGCCUGUUUCGUGGAUCCUGGACGGAGGGAGAACUCCGUCGAGCCGUCCCUCGAUUCGUCUAGGUAUUUCGUUCUCAGGAUCGAUGACGGGAGAGGGAAGUAUGCGUUUAUCGGGCUAGGGUUCGCUGAGAGGAACGAAGCUUUUGAUUUCAAUGUGGCGUUAUCGGAUCAUGAAAAGUACGUUAGGAGGGAGAAAGAGAAGGAGACCGGAGAAACGAGUGAGAGCGAUAAUCAUAUCGAUAUACAUCCCGCCGUUAAUCACAGAUUGAAGGAAGGUGAAACCAUAAGAAUCAACGUGAAACCCAAACCAACAACAAAUGGCACUGGGAUGCUCUCAGCUGCUCUUUCAGGAACCGGGAAACCAAAACCACUAGCACUUGCGCCACCUCCCAAAGCUGCUGGGAUAACCAGGUCACCUUUACCGCCACCACCAAACGAUCCCGUCGCGUCAAGGAUUGCAUCUGAUGGCUGCAAAGAUUCAAUUGAUAACACAAGACGCAGGAACGAGCCUCUAUCUGAUCUAACUCAGCUUAAGAAGAAUCUUCCUUCAACGGCGGGAUCAGGAUCGACCAAGUCAACAGGAGCUGCAUCAGGUUGGGCAGCUUUCUGAUCUAUGGAGUGUAAAAUUUUAAGUUGGUGGACAAGUCCGGCUUCAUCUUCUUGUGACUUGAGAGCACGAGACAAUGGUGAAAAGCCAACAGUCUUUUUGAUGUAUGUUACUGGUAAGUUUGAUGUUGUGUUUCUUUGUAAUCCCAUACUCCCUCUGUUUUAUUUUUCUUUCUUCCUUCCCUUACAAUCAUCUUUGUUACAUUAUGAAAUUAUCACUAAUCAUUAUCAUCUAGACCACUGAGAUAUUAAUAUAUAUUAAAAGAGGAUUUUUCAUAA
This is a messenger RNA of Camelina sativa (false flax), 1202 nucleotides long. RefSeq lists its product as uncharacterized. Gene Ontology annotation, cellular component: clathrin vesicle coat; membrane. NCBI's taxonomy places the organism in Eukaryota, Viridiplantae, Streptophyta, Magnoliopsida, Brassicales, Brassicaceae. Gene Ontology annotation, biological process: endocytosis. The record is from RefSeq and is a predicted model, not a curated record.